Molecule: messenger RNA, 3406 nt
Organism: Paramacrobiotus metropolitanus
Lineage: Eukaryota; Metazoa; Tardigrada; Eutardigrada; Parachela; Macrobiotidae
Product: SH3 and multiple ankyrin repeat domains protein 1-like
Exons: 6
Coding region: 460-2850 (796 amino acids)
Source: RefSeq, a predicted model, not a curated record
GACUCACUGGCUGGCCCACAUUUCACUUUAUACGCUUCCAUUCAACCAGCGAAGCCGUUGGUCAUCUCUCAAAAAUCAUUGUGUGUCAAUCGGUGUUACGGAUAUGCUUCUACUUUUUUAAUUUCAUUUUGAUCGAGUCGAUAUUGUGGGGGCGUUUGAUUUUGCAUUGCUGCUGUCUUCCUUGGAUGUGGUAGCUGCUUCUCAUACAUCGCACGUUGCCGUGUCACGGAUACUUUUUUAAUUUAAAAUUGUGGUGUGCUACAUUUUGCGCAGUUGUUAUCUUCCUGGGACGUAGUAAUUUUUUUCCCAUACGUUGCGAAUAAUUCCCUAUAUUUAAAUUGAUUAUUUUUGGGAUUGGUCAUUGCGUAUGUCUUUUUUGCGCAGCUGCUGUCUUCCUUGGAUGUGGCAACUGUUUCUCAUGCAUCGUAUGAUUGUUGAUCGAACCCUGAAAAAACCAGAAUGACGGACUCGGCGCCGCACUUCCCGCGCUACUUCUCCGCCCCCUUCAUCGACUGUUUCCCGCCGGGUCUCCACAAAUUCACCCCCGCCUCACCGCACCCACCCAUCUCUUCUUCCUCAGGUUCUUCCUCACCGCAUCAUGAUGACAUCGACACCUCCCCACCGGCGUCCCACCCUCCUCCGGAAGCCGCCGUAGAGUCCCCGGCGUCGUCGUCCUAUUCGUCGCGCUCCGACGAGGAGGCGCCCAGCCCCGGUGGGUUGUUGGUGCACCUAGGCUCAAAGCGCCGCAAACAGCACAAACCCAUCCGUUGUGACGCGCUGAACCUGAGCAAGGAAACGGUGCUGGAGGACCACCGGGACAGUGAUUCCGGUGUGCAUGAUGGGUCGCCGGCGGCGGUGGAUAGUGAGCUGCAGUGGAAGGAGGAGGAUGUCGACGCGGAGGAGGUUGAUCGGGAACGGCAGUUUUCCAGUGAGUUGGAUGGACUGCGAAUAGGGCCGGGCGGCGAGUCCCGCGGGGGGUCGUCGCCGGGGUCCACGUCGCCGAAUGGAAGGAGGAUUCCGGUUCUCACCGGGAAUCGAGUGUUUCCAGUAGCCCCGACCGGGGCCCGCAUCUUCAACCCGGACGCCUACUGCACGCUGUGCAGCCGCGAAUUCUGCAACAAAUACUUCCUCAAGACCCACAAAGCCAACAAACACGGCGUCUACGAACCUGACGACCCCUCGCCCCCGCCGGGAGCCCUCCCAGGGACCCCGGGAGGCCCGCCGCCACAACCCGGCUUCUUUAAACCGGAAGAAACCACGCCCGGCCUCGUCCAGACGGAAGGAGACACCCCCGCCGCCGACAUGGAACGCCAGCUUCUGACCAACCAGAUCCGGCUGAUGUACGCGCAGAACUUCGCCAUGCAGCAGCUGCUGCAGCGCGGCGGACCCGUGUUCCCCAUGAUGCCGCCGUUCGGGCAGCCGCUGAUGCCCAUGAUGCCGCCGUUAGGCGGGGCGGCGUUUUUCCCUCGACCCCCGCCGGAAAUGAUGCCGCCGACCCCGGAGGUGCCGGUUAAGCGGGAGGAGGUCCCGCCGGAGGUCCCCGGCACGGAGGAGGUCGUGUGCGAGGUGUGCCAGAAGCGGCUGAGUAGCCGCAGCUUUCUGAGGAUUCACAUGAAGCGGAAACACGGGAUGGAGGGCGGGCCCAGGAGCCCGCUGGGAGCCGGGGAACCGAAGAAGCGUUCGCGGAAGAAGGAGAGGAAGGAGACGGUUCAAGAAAGGGCCGACGCAUUCCUGAAGAGGAGCGGGAUCGCGAUGCCUAACGGAAGCGUUAAGGAAGAAGAGCGGGAGAACAACGGAUAUUUGCAACAACUGCUUUUGAGCAUCCGGGAUCCGGGCAGCCAUGGUCGCCGGGAGACCUUCCGAUGUCCGCAGUGCCCGACGGACUUCGCCAGUCCCUACUUCCUGCACUGCCACCUGCUCAAGGAGCACCACCACCCCCGCGGGGCCCCCGCCGAGCCGCCCCCACCCUACCGCUCCCCGGAGCCGGUCGUCCUCGAUCUCUCCACCAAGUCCCACUCCCGUCCAUCCCUACCGUCCACCCAACCGCCGCCCCUGCCGGACAUUGUCUCCUCCUCCACCGGCCAAGCGAGCCUGACCACGCCCAUCGAUUUGGAGUCGUUCUGCGUGAAAUGCAACCGGGAAUAUUGCAGUAAAUAUUUUCUGCGGACGCAUCUGAAGAAAGUCCACAGUAUGACGCAGGAGGACUAUUUGGCUGAAGUUCAGACCGCCCGCCCCGAGGUGUGGCGGCAGUUUGUCAGCGGGGAGGUGCCGGGGGCACAGGAGGCCGGGAGCGGGGCGACGGCGUCACCGGGGGUGCGGCGGAAUUGGUGUAAACACUGCAAGAAGGAUUUCUGCAACAAGUACUUCUUCAAGACGCAUAUGAUGAAGAUGCACGGCGAAGAAGUGCACGAGCUGGUAACCAGCAGCCGCUCGGCCCGUCGGCGCUCGCAGAGCGUCUCCUGUGACGUCUGCCACAAGGACCUGUGCUCCAAGUACUUCCUGAAAAUCCACAAGAAGAACGCUCACAAUAUCCACGAUCCCAGUUUGUCCAUGGGCGUCGGCACGGAGCUGGAAACCCCCGGCUCGCCGUCCCUGGGCGAUGAGGACGCCGAUCCGGAGAUGGAGGAGGGCGAGGUGGACGAAAGCAUGCCGCUGUCCAUGGUUAUGGACCUGGCCACGCCCCACGGCGACCACCACCGCGGGAGCGGCGCCGGGUCACCGCCCGUGACCUUUAAACGGGACGCCGGACGGGCCACCGUCAUCACCUGUGUCGGGACGCAUUUCGUGCCGCCACUGGAUGGGGGCGGGGCUGAGGAGGAGGAGCCGAUGAUCAAGCAGGAAAUAAACUGAAUAACUGCAUCGCGGUUUUAGCUUUCAGUUGCCAUUUAAAGCGGCCACCUUAUACGUCUUCCGUAUAAUAAUUUAACCUGGACAGUUGCUCAGUGGGACGAAUGUCGUCCGGUAUUCCAUGACCGCCAAUUUCUGCCGUAUUUAUUACUGGACCGAUUAACAACUCGCCCGCAAUAUCACUGAUGUACCGUGCCGAAUUAAUGGGCGACUUGCGCGUAAUUAAUUCUCAAAUCCCUUCACUCAUUCAACCAGCGAUCUCCUUGCAUGUAAUCAUUCCAGCUGGCCGAUUCAAUUCCCCUUUUCUACAAUCUCUCUUUUUUUUCUCCAUGACAAUACUCAUUAAUUAGAUUUUACUUUUGCGUUGAAGUAACGGUGGGUUGCUGGCCUCCGGCAUCCGCGGAGAACUGCUCAUGUUUUGAUUUUGCAAUGAUUCCUAUGAAAACAUAUUUGUAUGUACGAGUACCUUGCUGCCUGUUGUAUUGCUGUUUCAAAUGAUUUGCCUUGUAGCGGUUGUGCUGAUAUGAGGUUAGCGUUAAUUAAAAAUUGUGUGCUGUAA